UUUAAUUUUGUAACAUAUCUACAAGCAGCCCUUGCCAAUUAUGGCCACUACAUCAAAAUUGAUGGCCAUUUUCUUUUGCCUCCUCAUCACCGCCGCCACCUCCGCCCCCCGUGGUGGCCGGAAACCCCACCCCCGGCCCCCGUGCCAGCAACUCGUCUUUUAUUUCCACGACAUCCUCUACAACGGGCACAAUUACGAGAAUGCCACCUCUGCGAUCAUCGGGUCCCCACAGUGGGGUAACAAGACCACUGUGGCGACGCCCUACAACUUUGGCGACUUGGUAGCGUUCGACAACCACAUAACCCUAGACAACAACUUGCACUCUCCACCCGUGGGCCGCGCCCAGGGCAUGUAUUUGUACGACCAAAAGAGCACAUACGGCGCGUGGCUCAGCUUCUCGUUCCUCUUUAACUCCACUGACUACGUGGGCACGUUGAAUUUCGUGGGGGCGGACCCGUUGAUGAACAAGACUAGGGACAUUUCGGUCGUUGGAGGCACCGGCGAUUUUUUCAUGGCUCGAGGCGUCGCUACUUUAUCAACGGAUUCAUUUGAAGGAGAUGUUUACUUUAGGCUUCGUGUUGAAAUCAAUUUGUAUGAAUGCUGGUAGAUUAUUGAGAUGUUUUUCUCCUAAUAAGUCAAGCUUUAUAAUUAUAUGGCUACACCUA
Messenger RNA from Salvia splendens (bonfire salvia), 665 nucleotides. Its product is annotated as dirigent protein. The record is from RefSeq and is a predicted model, not a curated record. The transcript has a single exon. The coding region runs from base 41 to 607 and encodes 188 amino acids. NCBI's taxonomy places the organism in Eukaryota, Viridiplantae, Streptophyta, Magnoliopsida, Lamiales, Lamiaceae.